CGCAGUGUGAGGCGGUUCCGCCUGUGCGGUGGGUUGAGCGCUGCGCACGCUGAGAAAGCUCGGUGGCCGGUGUGGGUGGAAGGAGUCUGUUUCUCCACUUUAAGAUCGCGCCGCGGGACUCUAGCGCGGGAGUCACUCACAUACCUCAGAAUGCCAGGUCUGAGUUGUAGAUUUUAUCAGCACAAAUUUCCAGAGGUGGAAGAUGUAGUGAUGGUGAAUGUAAGGUCCAUUGCUGAAAUGGGAGCUUAUGUCAGUUUGCUGGAAUACAACAACAUUGAAGGCAUGAUUCUUCUUAGUGAAUUAUCCAGAAGACGUAUCCGUUCUAUAAACAAACUCAUUCGAAUUGGUAGGAAUGAAUGUGUGGUUGUCAUUAGAGUGGACAAAGAAAAAGGAUACAUUGAUUUGUCGAAAAGAAGAGUUUCUCCAGAAGAAGCAAUCAAAUGUGAAGACAAAUUCACAAAAUCAAAAACUGUUUAUAGCAUUCUUCGUCAUGUUGCUGAGGUCCUAGAAUAUACCAAGGAUGAGCAGCUGGAAAGCCUGUUUCAGAGGACUGCGUGGGUCUUCGAUGACAAGUAUAAGAGACCUGGCUAUGGAGCCUAUGAUGCAUUUAAGCAUGCAGUUUCAGAUCCAUCUAUUUUGGAUAGUUUAGAUUUGAAUGAAGAUGAACGAGAGGUACUCAUUAACAAUAUUAAUAGGCGUUUGACCCCGCAAGCUGUCAAAAUUCGAGCAGACAUUGAAGUGGCUUGUUACGGCUACGAGGGCAUCGACGCUGUGAAAGAAGCCCUGAGAGCGGGUUUGAACUGUUCCACAGAGACCAUGCCCAUCAAGAUUAACCUCAUAGCUCCUCCUCGGUAUGUGAUGACUACCACAACCCUGGAGAGAACGGAAGGCCUCUCAGUUCUCAAUCAAGCCAUGACUGUCAUCAAAGAAAAAAUUGAGGAAAAGAGGGGUGUUUUCAAUGUUCAAAUGGAGCCCAAAGUGGUCACCGACACCGACGAGACAGAGCUCGCGAGGCAGCUAGAGCGGCUUGAGAGAGAAAACGCAGAAGUAGAUGGUGACGACGAUGCGGAAGAGAUGGAAGCCAAAGCUGAAGAUUAACUCUAGAAGAGCUUCCAGUUUGAGGAACGUGAAGCAGUCCUGGCUGUAAACUCUAGACUUGAAAGUUUUCCAGUAUUGAAAACUUCAAAGCUGAAUUAUUUUUUAUUCCAAGUAUUUAAAUGUUCCAGCAGACAGAACACGAUGCCCUCCCAAAUGUUAGCCUUUCCUGAACACACUGAGCGUUGGGAGUGGCUUGAUCUCACUAGAUACAGAUCUUCCAGCUGAGAACAGUCCUACAACUGGGCUUGUGGUUUCCGUUUCUUACGUCUUCAGAUUGGCACCCUUUGUAGCUAGUGCCUCCCUGAGAUUUACCAGAGGCACCCAAAGCAGACAAUAGCAAUCUCAGUCUUUCUAUAUAAAAUGUAUUCAACCAAACAUCAAAUAAAUUUCUGGGAUAUUUAACUAUAGGCUUUUUCCUUCUUGUCACCAGUUAAAAGUAUUCUGAGUGCUAAGAUCCUACUUCUGUUACCUUCAGUCUAGAUGUAGAAAUACAAGAUUAGCUGGUAAAAGGAUCUAUACAGCAGAUCCUUUCAAAAGAGGAGGUUAUUGCCAGCCAGAUAGCUCAGUGGACUAAAGCACCUGCUUAGGCAGGCACAGUGACCAGGGUUCGAUCCCCAA
Octodon degus (degu) is the source of this 1716-nucleotide messenger RNA. It is a transcript of the gene Eif2s1, whose product is annotated as eukaryotic translation initiation factor 2 subunit alpha. Lineage: Eukaryota; Metazoa; Chordata; Mammalia; Rodentia; Octodontidae. The coding region runs from base 151 to 1098 and encodes 315 amino acids. The transcript has 8 exons. The record is from RefSeq and is a predicted model, not a curated record. Gene Ontology annotation, molecular function: translation initiation factor activity; RNA binding; ribosome binding. Gene Ontology annotation, cellular component: eukaryotic 48S preinitiation complex; eukaryotic translation initiation factor 2 complex; eukaryotic translation initiation factor 2B complex.